AUGGAUAUUCAAUAUGAACCGGUUUCUACUCCUCUGAUGGUUGGUCAAUGUCUUUCUAGUAUGUCUAACCCCACAGCUUAUCGCUCACUAGUUGGGACUCUCCAAUAUUUGGUGAUUACGCGAGCAGAUCUUUCUCACAGUGUAAACAUGGUUUGCCAAUUUAUACAUGCACCCACAAAAGAUCAUUAUUGUGCUGCUAAACGCAUUUUGCGUUAUGUGAAAGGUACUCUCACCUACGGCUUGAAUAUUUAUGCCAAUAGCUCUCUUUCUUUAAUAGGCUACUUCGACGUCGACUGGGAAGGCUGUCCGAACACUCGUUCUACCCCUGACUUUGUAGUUUUCUUUGGUCUUAAUUUGAUCUCUUCGAGUACAAAGAAACAACCAUUUCUCGCUCAAGUGUAG
This is a messenger RNA of Olea europaea var. sylvestris, 402 nucleotides long. RefSeq lists its product as uncharacterized. Lineage: Eukaryota; Viridiplantae; Streptophyta; Magnoliopsida; Lamiales; Oleaceae. Bases 1 to 402 code for a protein of 133 amino acids. The record is from RefSeq and is a predicted model, not a curated record. The transcript has a single exon.